Molecule: messenger RNA, 1311 nt
Organism: Symbiodinium sp. CCMP2592
Lineage: Eukaryota; Dinophyceae; Suessiales; Symbiodiniaceae
Source: the annotation of a GenBank genome assembly
AUGGCGAAACGCCGAGCGGCUGAUGCUGGCAAUGGGGGAGCAGGAGGCGGACGAGGCCGUGGCAAGGCCAGAGCCAAGGCCAAAACGGCUCCAGAGGCGGAGUCCAGUGAUGAGACGUCGUCUCCCCUCUCACCGGACUCCGAGCCAGAUCCAUCCGCCAGACCAAUGGCAUCCUCGCUUCCGGCUGGACCUCCGCCUCCGACUCCGGUCAACCUGCCUGGACUAUCGAGUGCUGCUGGCUCUCCGCCUGCCAAAGCUCGACCAGCUGGACCACCUCCACCCAGCCCUGCAUCGACACCUCGCAUAUUGCCGGCGACUUUCGCAGGUGCUUUGCGAGCCUCGGCAGAGAUGGGAGUCUCGGUGGGCAACUCCAACGACCGGACCAGGAUCUCCGACUCCAAGGGCGCCCACUCCCACGACCAGAGCUGGAUCGUCUCAGCAAAGCGCUCCAAUCAUGGUUCCAAUACCUCCGCCGGGGAUCCAGUACAUUGUGCGAGUCAGUGCCUUGGUGGAGAGGCCUCGACCGCCGCCAUGAUCUUGAUGAUCUUUCUUGCCCUGUGCUCUUACCGCACACAGUCUUCCACCCGGGAUGGAUGCGAUUCCACCGGCACUGACUCGCCUCGUGCACAGCCCUUAGUUGACUGGACGUGGUGCACCUACUGGACAUACGCCUUGCUCGCCUCCGACAGGUGCUACGGUUCCUCCCCUGUGUGGCCGGUGUAUCACGUCUGUGCCUCACAGCCUGUCGCAUUGCAACCAGAGUUUCUAUUCAAUCAUGGUGAUACCCCCUGGGCAGCCCAGCACUGGGCCACGAGCCAGCUUUACACUGGCACUGGGGCCCAAGCUAGCCUUACGGUGCCCCAGCAGUCGUCCUGGAUCGCUGUGAUCAGUGAUUCCCUUCUCCUUAAAGUGCCAUGGCCCACUCAGAUCCCUCCUCCUCGGAUCUUGAGGAUCGGGCUCCGCUCAUGCAUCUUGUGGGAACUCCAAAUGCAGAACCGGCUGGACCUCCGAUUCCGACACCUGUGGCUGCCUGUGGCACCCAUGGGUCCUGCGCGACGUGCCAGACGUAGUCGGGGUGGAGACCAGCACUCACGAAGCCGAAGCCCACUACGCCCUCACUCCAUGUUCUGGGAGGUUCCUCCAACGACGACCAGACCAGUUCGGGGGCAAGUUCUCACCAGCUCUGAGGGCAGACAGGAGGUUACCUUGGAGAUACCUAUUGAUGUCUCAAUGCUGGCAACGGCGACUCCAAGCACGGUCCUGGCCAUUACCAUUCGGCUGCAUCCGUAUGAUGGAACCCCCUCAUCCUAG